GCGCCGGACUCGCCUCCGACUCCUCACAGCCAGCUCGCCAAGACAAGACCUGCGGCCCGCGCUCUCCCGAGAUGCGCUCCCCGGGCUUCCGCCCGGGGAGAAACACCCUGUGACGUCAUCUAGCUGCGCGGCGCGUUCGCUGUGCUAACCACUCACUCUUCGUGCCGACCGGGCGCGGGGUGGCUUUCAACCAUGGCUGCUCCGACGCCCUGGGACCGCGCGGCCGAGCCAAAUGCUGCCGGGCUACUGCUGGACCGUUUCGUAGCUUCGGGGCUGGUCACUCAGGAGAUGUUAAAUAUAUCUAAGAAGUCAGCUUCUUGCUUUGUGAACUUCUCCAGACUACAGCAGAUCACAAAUAUGCAAGCUGAACUCUACCAGAAAAACCUGGAAAUUGAACUUUUAAAACUAGAAAAAGAUGCAGCAGAUGUUGUUCAUCCUUCCUUUUUGGCUCAGAAGUGUAAUGCUCUGCAAAACAUGAAUAAUCAUUUGGAAGCAGUGCUAAAAGAGAAGAGAUCCCUGCGGCAAAGACUGUUGAAACCCAUGUGCCAGGAAAACUUGCCUAUUGAAGCUGUUUAUCACAGAUACAUGGUACAUUUGCUGGAGUUGGCAGUGACUUUCAUUGAAAGAUUAGAAAACCAUCUUGAAACAAUUAGAAAUAUCCCUCAUUUAGAUGAAAAUCUCAAGAAAAUGAGCAUGGCUUUAGCACAAAUGGAUAUUUUGGUGACUGAGACAGAAGAACUGGCAGAGAAUAUACUCAAGUGGCGAGAACAACAAAAAGAAGUCUCCUCUUGUAUCCCCAAAAUACUAGCCAAAGAAAAUUAUCUUCGUAAACAUGAUGUUACAAUGCCGUCUUUACCUUUUACUUCUAAAGUUCAUGUCCAAACUGCUAAUGCCAGGUGAUGAUCAACAGUUUAUUUUUAAUUACAUGUAGUCAUGUGAGGUCUGUUUCUAGCCCAUUGUAACAUAGGCAUUUAUAAGCUCUGCUGCUAGCAGUACUGAAAAAGCCCUCUUUAUAUUGAAGUACUAAAAUUCCAACUUCAUUAAGACCAAAUUGAGUUUUCCUUUGUUUUUCAUAUAUUUUCAUUCUACUUUACAGUAAAACUCUUGAAGAUCAAAUACAACCAUGAUAAUUUAUUAACAGGAGUGCCUUAGCCAUA
Suricata suricatta (meerkat) is the source of this 1157-nucleotide messenger RNA. It is a transcript of the gene HAUS2, whose product is annotated as HAUS augmin like complex subunit 2. Bases 193 to 900 code for a protein of 235 amino acids. The transcript has 6 exons. Lineage: Eukaryota; Metazoa; Chordata; Mammalia; Carnivora; Herpestidae. The record is from RefSeq and is a predicted model, not a curated record. Gene Ontology annotation, biological process: microtubule nucleation; centrosome cycle; spindle assembly. Gene Ontology annotation, cellular component: centrosome; HAUS complex; mitotic spindle microtubule.